Salarias fasciatus (jewelled blenny) is the source of this 5069-nucleotide messenger RNA. RefSeq names its product mitogen-activated protein kinase 8 interacting protein 3 (gene mapk8ip3). Gene Ontology annotation, biological process: vesicle-mediated transport. The transcript is spliced from 33 exons. Bases 31 to 4062 code for a protein of 1343 amino acids. Gene Ontology annotation, molecular function: MAP kinase scaffold activity; JUN kinase binding; kinesin binding. Gene Ontology annotation, cellular component: cytoplasm. The record is from RefSeq and is a predicted model, not a curated record. Lineage: Eukaryota; Metazoa; Chordata; Actinopteri; Blenniiformes; Blenniidae.
AGCAGCCUCCCUCAUCUGGAAACCGCCAAGAUGAUGGAGCUGCAGAUCGACGAGGUGGUGUACCAGGACGACUACGGCUCCGGCUCCGUCAUGUCGGAGCGCGUGUCGGGCCUGGCCAACAGCAUCUACCGGGAGUUCGAGCGGCUCAUACGCAGCUACGACGAGGAGGUGGUGAAGGAGCUGAUGCCGCUGGUGGUGAACGUCCUGGAGAACCUGGACGCGGUGCUGACGGAGAACCAGGAGCACGAGGUGGAGCUGGAGCUGCUGAAGGAGGACAACGAGCAGCUCAUCACCCAGUACGAGCGCGAGAAGGCGCUGCGCAAGCAGGCGGAGGAGAAAUUCAUCGAGUUCGAGGAUGCGCUGGAGGCUGAGAAGAAGGACCUGCAGGUGCAGGUGGAGUUUCUGGAGCUGCAGAGCAAACAGCUGGAGCUCAAGUCCAAGAACUACUCAGACCAGAUCACUCGUCUGGAGGAGCGAGAAUCAGACAUGAAGAGAGAGUACAACGCCCUGCACCAGCGCCACACGGAGAUGAUCCAAACGUACGUGGAGCACAUAGAGCGGUCCAAAAUGCAGCAGGCGGGAAGUCAAUCAGAAGGCCCCGGCUGCGGACGAACUCAACGCCACUCAUGGAGGAAAAGCAAAGCGGAGCGGCCGCCGUCGUUGAGCCUGUACCCCAGCGGCGAGGGCAUGGUACGUGGGGGUCUCGGGGGGGCUAGGAUGAUGCCCGGGAAAGACAUCUGGCAGGAGGACGGAUCAGAGUCCGACUCCGUGGCAGCGACGCCAAGCAGCACAGGCAGCAAGUCCAACACGCCCACCUCCUCCGUCCCCUCCGCCACCGUCACCCCCAUCAACGAGGGCUUCCUCUCGCACGCCAACUUCGACGCCGUGCGCUCCGGGAACCGGAGGAAAGGCGACAAGCGUCUCAGCCGGAACAUGGAGGUCCAGGUUUCCCAGGAAACCAGGAACGUCAGCAUCGGAAUGGGGAGCAGCGACGAGUGGUCUGAGUUUCAGGAGAUCAUUGAUUCCACCCCGGAGCUGGACAUGUGUGUGGACCCCCGUAUGUACGGCGGAGGAAGCAGCCCCUCUCAGGGCAUCGUGAACGAGGCCUUUGGCAUCAACACGGAUUCUCUGUACCACGAGAUCAAAGACGCCAAGUCAGACAUCAUCGGAGAUGUGGAUGCAGGAGCUGAGCUGCUAGGCGAGUUCUCAGUCCGUGAUGAUUUCUUCGGGAUGGGAAAAGAGGUGGAGAACCUGCUGACAGAGAACAAACAACUCCUGGAGACCAAAAACGCGCUCAACAUCGUGAAAAAUGACCUUAUAGCCAAAGUGGACGAGCUGUCGGGGGAGCAGGCGGUGCUGAGGGAGGAGCUGGAGGCGCUCCGGCAGUCCAAGAACAAGGUGGAUGCCAGAGUCAAAGAACUGGAGGAAGAACUGAAGAGGUUGAGAGCUGAGGCUCUUGGGGCGUCUCGGGACUCCAAGGAUGAAGGAGGAGACGACUUCUCAUCUCCGAUGCAAGACGGCGACAUGACGAUGACCCAGCGGCGGCGGUUCACCCGGGUGGAGAUGGCCCGGGUGCUGAUGGAGAGGAACCAGUACAAGGAGCGGCUGAUGGAGCUGCAGGAGGCCGUGCGGUGGACAGAGAUGAUCAGGGCGUCCCGGGAAAGUCCUCCGAUUCAGGAGAAGAAGAAAUCCACCAUCUGGCAGUUCUUCGCUCGUCUCUUCAGCUCGUCGUCCAGCCCGCCGCCCGUCAAGCGGCCGUACUACAGCGUCAACAUCCACUACAAGUCUCCCUCGCCGGCCGGCUUCUCCCAGCGCCGCAGCCACACCAUGUGCCAGAUCUCCACCUCCAACCGGACGCUGGAGUUCUUCCCCGAAGAACUGGCCAGUAACGGUGUUGCGUCUCUCCUCAGUGACUCGGCACUGUUGGCCCGCCGAGAGCAGCGGCGCGAACAGUACCGGCAGGUCCGGGAGCACAUGCGCCGCGACGACGGCAUCAUGCAGGCCUGCGGCUGGAGCGUGCCGUCCCGCUUCAAGCAGACUGGUGGUCAGACGGACAGCGCUCAGGACAGCCCACUGAAGAGACAACAGACCGCCAAUGAGAAAGAUGAUAACCGCAUGAAGAAUGUUCCCGUCCCAGUUUACUGUCGCCCCCUGGUGGAGAAAGACCCCAACAGGAAGCUGUGGUGUGCAGCAGGGGUGGAUCUGACGGGCUGGAGGGCUGGCAGCCAGGACUCGGCACCAGCUAAAGCCUUGCCGAGCGGCAGCGACCCACUGCAGGCCGAGGAGGACGGAGGCGACAAGAAGAGCAGCCACACGUCCCCCGAGAAGAGGAAGUCGAAGGAGCUCCAGGAGACGGACACCAUGAACAGCCGCGUGUGGAUCCUCACCAGCACCCACUCCGCCAGCAAGGUGGUCAUCAUCGACGCCAACCAGCCGGGAUCGCUGGUCGACCAGUUCAACGUCUGCAACGCUCACGUGCUGUGCAUCUCCAGCGUACCAGCCGCCAGCGAGAGCGAUUACCCGGCAGGAGAGAUCGUGUUGGACCCAGGUGACGGUGGAGCGGGCGGCGGUGAGGACGCCGGCUCGGUGGAGGGCAUGCUGGCGGGCAUCACGCUGGUCGGCUGUGCCACCAACUGCAGCGUCGCCCGCAGCAACUGCUCCUCGCGCACCGACACGCCCAUCAUGGACAAAGGCCAAGCUCCCACAGCUCCACCCAUGAACGGGAAGAUUCACCCCGCCCAGUCCGCAGAGGAGGCCACCGAGGCCACCGAGGUCCCCGAGUCCACGGCCAGCCAGACGGAGAUCCGGUCCGGACCGCCGGGGCCGUUUACCGAGCACGUCUUCACCGAUCCCCCGCCUCGCCCUGCAGAUGCCUCCGACCGGAGCACGGGCCACUCCAAGGAGGAAGCGUCUCAGCCCACAGAGUCAGAGGACGGCGGCGAAGAGGCCAAAAACUACACCAGCGUGGCCCCCACCAUGUGGCUCGGGGCCCAGAACGGCUGGCUGUACGUCCACUCAGCUGUUGGAAACUGGAAGAAGUGCCUCCACUCCAUCAAACUGAAAGACUCGGUGCUCAGUCUGGUGCAUGUCAAAGGUCGUGUGCUGGUUGCACUGGCCGAUGGGACCCUCGCCAUUUUCCACAGAUCGGAGGAUGGCCAGUGGGAUUUGUCCAACUACCACCUCAUGGACCUCGGCCGGCCUCAUCACUCCAUCCGCUGCAUGGCUGUGGUUCACGACAAGGUGUGGUGCGGCUACAAGAACAAGAUCCACGUCAUCCAGCCCAAAAGCAUGCAGAUCGAGAAGUCCUUCGACGCUCACCCCCGCCGGGAGAGCCAGGUGCGGCAGCUGGCGUGGCUCGGCGACGGCGUGUGGGUGUCGAUCCGGCUGGACUCCACCCUGCGCCUCUACCACGCCCACACACACCAGCACCUGCAGGACGUGGACAUCGAGCCGUACGUCAGCAAGAUGCUGGGUACCGGCAAGCUGGGCUUCUCCUUCGUGCGGAUCACGGCGCUGCUGAUCGGCGGGAAUCGCCUCUGGGUGGGAACCGGAAACGGUGUGAUUAUCUCCAUCCCCCUGACAGAGACGGUGGUCCUUCACCGGGGACAGCUCCUGGGUCUGAGGGCCAAUAAGGUGUCUCCUACCUCCUCGGGCGGGGUGAUCCACGUGUACAGCGACGACAGCUCGGAGAAGAGCAGCGGCAGCUUCAUGCCCUUCUGCUCCAUGGCGCAGGCUCAGCUGUGUUUCCACGGCCAUCGCGACGCCGUCAAGUUUUUCGUCUCUGUACCAGGCAAUGUCCUGGCCACCCUGAACGGCAGCGUGCUGGACAGUCCCUCAGAGGGUCAGGGCUCGGCGGCGCCCACGGAGACGGAGGCGCAGAGCGUCCAUAACGUGUUGGUGCUGAGUGGGGGAGAGGGAUACAUCGACUUCCGCAUAGGCGACGGUGAGGAUGACGAGACGGAGGAAGGAGAGAGCGCCGGGGCCUCCCAGAUGAAACCCGCUCUGAGUAAAGCCGAGCGGAGCCACAUCAUCGUCUGGCAGGUGUCCUACGUCCCCGAGUGACGCCUCACCGCCGACACGCCCAUAAAGAAACCUCCUCCCACCCGAAACAGCUUCCGGCCACCCAAACCCGCCUUGUAAUUAUCUCCCGGUCAUGUAAAAGUCUCUAAACCGACCCCUCAAGCCGUGUAUCGUCCCCUGUAACUAUUCUAUCCCCUCCCGCCCCGUCGCCCUGUAACUUUAACGCCUUGUAAGUAUCCCCCCUCUUAACUAGUACUCUGCCUGAUAUCCCGUCUCUGUCCCGGCCAGGGGAUUGUAACUAUCUUCAUGAGCCUUGUAAUCCAGCCUCAUAACUACCUCCCUCCUCUGUAUCGAUCUUGUAUCCACCCUGUAAGCACACUGUAUCUCCUCCUAUAUUUACCUCGACUGUCUUGCAUCCGAGAGCUACUCCUUACGUGCCACCAUUUAGUUUGUCAUCCACGAGAGCGACGCCUCAUCGUACAGCAAAGCCCCCCCCGCCCCAAAAAAAAAAAAAAAAAUAUAAGAACAGCAGCAGAUACAGCAACGCGAAUGACAACACUGACGAGCAUUUUCUCAGAUUUUAACAGGAGCGGAAUGGAUGCAGGUGUGGAUCAAUGAGCAGACGGAGGUCUUGGUUCGCCUUUAAAGUACUUUAGUUGAUGGUUAAAGAUUUGGCUGGAAGAUGAGUAGACUUGAUUAACAUGAGAAGUCAGAAUUAAUCCCGAGGAGACAAGACGUCCACCAUCACAGCACAGGAGGCGCGCGGCACGCAACACAGACGUAGAUCAGAGAGACGGAACAACGCCGGCGUCCGGUCAGACGGGGGUCGAGUUCAGUGUGUCCAAAUUUUCAGCCAAAUACUUUGUUCUCGUCGAUGGGGCGAGUUGAUGCGAGGUGGGAGAACCGUGGCGAGUUGUCAUCGUUUGUACAGGGAUUUACUGUAAAAUCUCCAGAAGCACUGAAGCUCAUCCUCUCUGUUCAAUACAGACAUUCUUGCAUUGAUCUCUUAUGUAUGUGGAUUAAAUAUUAAACAUAUUGUGUGCCGAGAA